Merops nubicus (carmine bee-eater) is the source of this 4747-nucleotide messenger RNA. It is a transcript of the gene PIK3CB, whose product is annotated as phosphatidylinositol-4,5-bisphosphate 3-kinase, catalytic subunit beta. The transcript has 23 exons. Gene Ontology annotation, cellular component: cytoplasm; plasma membrane; phosphatidylinositol 3-kinase complex. Gene Ontology annotation, biological process: phosphatidylinositol-mediated signaling; cell migration; phosphatidylinositol 3-kinase/protein kinase B signal transduction. NCBI's taxonomy places the organism in Eukaryota, Metazoa, Chordata, Aves, Coraciiformes, Meropidae. Bases 157 to 3357 code for a protein of 1066 amino acids. Gene Ontology annotation, molecular function: 1-phosphatidylinositol-3-kinase activity; 1-phosphatidylinositol-4-phosphate 3-kinase activity. The record is from RefSeq and is a predicted model, not a curated record.
CAGGUCACAUUUAGGUCAUCUUGUGGAACCUUCCCAGAAAACCAGGGUAAUAGUAAGAAAAUGAUGUUUAAUAGAAGUAUCUUCACUACACAGUCAAUUUGAAACAGGAACAGGUUCUCUGGAGCCAUGUGGUUAUGAUAUUAUUGAGAUUCCAUAAUGCCUCCUGCCGUGACAGACAGCCUUGACAUCUGGGCAGUGGAUUCGCAGAUUGGUGCUGAUGGCUCAAUAUCUGUGGACUUCCUGUUGCCCACUGGAAUCUACAUCAACCUGGAUGUCCCUCGAGAUGCCACCAUAUCUCAUAUUAAACAGCUGUUAUGGAAGCAGGCACAUGCCUAUCCACUCUUUCAUCUCCUCAUGGAGAUUGACUCUUACAUGUUCUCGUGCGUGAAUCAGACUGCUGUACACGAAGAGCUAGAGGAUGAAACACGGAGACUUUGUGAUGUUAGACCCUUUCUUCCUGUCCUUAAACUAGUGACAAGAAAUUGUGAUCCAGGAGAAAAGUUGGAUUCCAAAAUAGGUGUCCUUAUAGGCAAAGGUCUCCACGAGUUUGAUGCCUUGCAAGAUCCUGAGGUGAAAGACUUCCGAGCUAAAAUGCGGCGAAUCAGUGAGGAAAAGAUUCAGUCGCUUGUGGGUCUUUCCUGGAUGGACUGGUUAAAGCACACUUACCCUCCAGAACAGGAACCUGUCAUCCCAGAGAGCUUCCAAGAUAAGCUCUACAGUGGAAAUCUUGUAGUGGCUGUUCAUUUUGAUAACUGCCAGGAUGUUUUUAGUUUUCAGGUGUCUCCUAACAUGAAUCCCAUCAAGCUGAAUGAGCUAGCAAUCCGAAAACGUUUGACUAUCCAUGGAAAGGAAGAUGAGGAAGUUGAUCCUGCUGACUAUGUGCUGCAAGUUAGCGGACGGCUAGAAUAUGUUUUUGGUGAUCACCCAUUAAUUCAGUUCCAGUAUAUACGCAACUGUGUGAUGAACAGGACUCUUCCUCAGCUGACUCUGGUUGAGUGUUGCACCAUAAAGAAAAUGUGUGAGCAAGAGAUGAUUGCUGUAGAAGCUGCCAUAAACCGAAAAUCAUCCAACCUUCCUCUUCCUCUGCCACCAAAAAAAACAAAAACAACAACUAGUGUAUGGGAUAUUUCCAACCCUUUCAAGAUUAUUCUGUUAAAGGGUAACAAACUCAACACAGAAGAAAAUGCCAAAGUACACGUUAGGGCUGGUCUUUUCCAUGGUACAGAGCUCCUUUGUAAAACUGUAGUGAGCACAGAAAUAUCUGGGAGAAGUGACCACGUUUGGAAUGAAGUCCUAGAGUUUGAGAUAAAUGUCUGCGAUCUCCCGAGGAUGGCAAGGCUCUGCUUUGCAGUUUAUACUGUCAUGGAUAAAAUGAAAACUAAAAAGUCAACCAAGGCAAUGAAUCCUUCCAAAUACCAAACCAUUAGGAAAGCAGGAAAAGUGCAUUAUCCUGUAGCCUGGGUGAAUACCAUGGUGUUUGAUUAUAAAGGGCAGCUGAGGACUGGAGAGCUGGUUCUGCACAGCUGGUCGUCGUUUCCUGAUGAACUUGAAGAAAUGUUGAAUCCAAUGGGAACCGUCCAGACUAACCCUUACACUGAGAACGCAACGGCUUUGCACAUUAGGUUUCAGGAGUAUUCCAAGCAGCCUGUCCAUUACCCUCCCUUUGACAAGAUACUUGAAAAGGCAGCUGAGAUUGCAAGAAGCAGUGACAACGCUGCAAUGGCGGGUCGAGGUGGUAAGAAGUUUUAUGUUGUGCUAAAAGAAAUAAUGGAAAGAGAUCCUUUGUCUCAACUCUGUGAAAAUGAAAUGGAUCUUAUUUGGACUUUGCGAUAUGACUGUCGUGAAAAUUUUCCACAAUCAUUGCCCAAACUGCUGCUGUCUUUAAAAUGGAACAAACUUGAAGAUGUUGCUCAGCUUCAGGCUCUCCUUCAGAUAUGGCCCAAGCUGCUGCCUAGAGAAGCAUUAGAAUUGUUGGAUUUCAAUUAUCCAGACCAGUAUGUCAGAGAAUAUGCAGUGGGUUGUUUAAAGCAAAUGAGUGAUGAAGAGCUCUCUCAGUAUCUCCUGCAGCUCGUGCAGGUUCUGAAGUACGAGCCGUUCCUGGACUGCGCGCUCUCCAGGUUCCUGCUGGAGCGAGCGCUGGCCAACAGGAGAAUAGGACAGAUGCUCUUCUGGCACCUGAGGUCAGAGGUUCACAUUCCUGGUGUCUCAGUCCAGUUUGGUUUGAUACUUGAAGCUUACUGCCGAGGAAGCGUUGCCCAUAUGAAAGUGCUUGCUAAACAGGUGGAAGCGCUUAAUAAGAUGAAGACUUUAAAUAGUCUAAUUAAGCUGAAUGCCAUGAAGCAAAGCAAAGCAAAAGGAAAAGAUGCAAUGCACACGUGUCUGAAGCAAAAUGCCUACAGAGAAGCACUUUCUGACCUCCAGUCUCCUCUGAACCCUUCUGUUAUACUUUCAGAGCUACAUGUUGAGAAAUGUAGAUAUAUGGAUUCCAAAAUGAAGCCUCUGUGGAUAGUAUACAACAACAAAAUGUUUGGAGGGGAUCUCGUAGGGAUCAUCUUUAAAAAUGGUGAUGAUCUCCGACAGGACAUGCUGACGCUCCAGAUCUUGCGUCUGAUGGACAUACUUUGGAAAGAAGCUGGUCUGGACCUCAGGAUAUUGCCCUAUGGCUGUUUAGCAACUGGAGAUCACUCUGGCCUGAUUGAGGCUGUUUCUAGUUCAGAAACCAUUGCUGACAUUCAGUUAAACAGCAGCAAUGUCGCUGCGGCUGCCGCCUUCAACAAAGAUGCUCUCUUAAACUGGCUGAAGGAAUACAACCUAGGAGAUGACUUGGAUCGAGCCAUUGAAGAAUUUACUCUGUCCUGUGCUGGCUACUGUGUAGCUACUUACGUACUGGGAAUUGGUGACAGACACAGUGACAACAUCAUGGUCAGAAAAAAUGGCCAGCUCUUUCAUAUAGAUUUUGGGCAUAUUCUUGGAAACUUCAAGUCCAAGUUUGGAAUUAAAAGGGAACGGGUACCUUUCAUACUCACCUAUGAUUUCAUUCAUGUUAUUCAACAAGGAAAAACAGGGAACACUGAAAAAUUUGGUCGGUUCCGGCAGUACUGUGAGGACGCGUACUUGAUCCUGCGCAAGCACGGAAACCUCUUCAUCACCCUCUUUGCACUGAUGCUGACCGCAGGGCUUCCAGAGCUAACUUCUGUCAAGGACAUCCAGUAUCUCAAGGACUCUCUCGCCUUAGGGAAGAGUGAGGAAGAAGCACUAAAACAAUUUAAGCAGAAGUUUGAUGAAGCCCUCCGGGAAAGCUGGACUACCAAGGUGAACUGGAUGGCUCACACCGUUCGGAAGGACUACAGAUCCUAGAUGAGUUUGGCAUUUGCACUAAACUGAAUGUUACCCUGAGAAGUGUUUUUAAAGGAGAUCUGUAGGAUCGACCAACAACACUGAUUUUCAAUAGGAAUGAAAGCAACAAAAAGAAAUGGGCUGAAAUAAUUCCUGAGUCUGUUGCACUCUGCUUCUGAAUUCUUGAUUCCAAGACUGUCUCUACAACUAGUGAACGUUCUUCUGCUGACUUUGCACGCUGAGAGCUACUAAGCAUUUUUUAAAAUUCUGUGGUACUUUAUGGAAGUGUAAAUAUUUGUUUUUAUACGUUAGGGUGUUGUGCUCUAACAUACUUGGGAGGUUUGAAGGCCUCUGACAGAAGUGUUCUUUGUUUAAAGUUGGGUCUUGAAGAGUAAAUUUCUUUUUUUUAUAUCCUAAUCUGGCUAAAAAUGACCAUAUUGUGUAUAUUUUUUCAUAUGAACUCUGCCCUAGUGGCACAGAUGAAAUAAUUCUACUGUAAAUAGCAACCACAGUGUCACUGUACUACAGGGAGCUGCUUGAUGUCUUAUACUGCUGCCAGAAGAGGAGCAGAUAUUUGUAAGAUAGGGAAGGGUGGGGGGUGGAGGGCAGAUCUUUGGAAAUGAUGCAGUGUCCAGAUGUUCAGGGUUGCACACUUUUGUUCCUCUGACGUAACACACUUUUUUUUAGGAGGGAAGUUAGGCCAGUUCCAAACAUGUCUGAGAAUCCCUCAUUGGUGACUGCCUCCUAUUCAUCCUCUGGGGCUUUGUUUUCAACUCCCAAAGAGGCACAUUUAUUUCAGGUUCAGCAAGAAGCUCCUUACAGCCUUACACUGAAAUUCAUAUCUCCAAUUACUUGUGCCAUGCAAAUGUACUGGCAUAUGGAAAACGUUUGUUAGAUGUACCACACAUAGUGAUUUUUAGAGCAUACAUACCAAAAAAACCCCAAAUGUUUGGAAAAGCAAGUGUUGAUGGGAAAAGAUCAUCCCAUAAAACACCAAUAAGAAGUCAUGAAUCCUUUUUUUUUUUUUCUGUAUUUAUUAAAAGCUUGCAGUACUGUUGCUUUACCAAGAUAUAUAUGUUGAAGAUGGUUGCUGAAGAAACUGGAUUUGUUUUUAUUUAUUUAGUGAGGUACCAGGCUUUUAGGUGCUUAAAUGGAGAGCAAAUUUGUUACGUGCAAUAGGGAACUGCUGAUUAAGAGGUGUAACAUACUGUUUCUGAACAUCAGCAAGGUAGACUUGACUACUGCUUGUUCUCCAAGGAACACUGGUAGCUCUCAAUUCUCAUUGACAUUUGAAAGAGAAUGAAACAUAUAUAUAUAUAUAUAUAUAUAUUUACUUUUUGACUAAACAGUUGUUUUGCAUAGAAAUGUUGUUUUAUGUAGGAAUUUAAUUAAAGGUGGUUUUACUUUGUUG